AUGCUUGGCUGGAAUGAGGACGCACUGGCGUGCGGGUCCACAGAGAACAUCUCUUUGGCGAACAGGCAACUCUGGUGCCCUGCCAAUCUGCCAUUGUCCUGGUACGACGCUGCGGUGCCUCUCUCCUCGUCCUUCCAUCCCCAUUCGCGCCGGCGCUGCCCCCACUUGGACGAGAAGAGAAGCGAGGCCAUGCCGAGGGCACCGGUGGCGGAGCGGCCGCGGCUGACGCUGGAGGACUACGUCCUCUUCUUCGCCACCCACAGCGGCAACGGCCUCACCAUCCACCUCCUCAACCAGAUCCUCUUCAUGCACGGCUUCAUCAAGUUCCACAACUCCAAAAAGCCGGUGAUCGUCGACGCGCUCAACUCGCUCGCCCUGCUGCGCCCGCGCCGCUCCACCGUCAGCAUCAACGCGGCCGGGCCCCCGCCGCGCGCCGCGGCCUCCUCCUCCGCCGCCGAGCUCUCCGCGGAGGACGUCAGGCGCGACAUCGAGGCCCUCGGCUGGCGCGCGUGCCCCGUCGGCUCCGUCCUCGCCGUCCGCGCCGGGGCCGCCCCCGCCCCCGUCCACGUGCCCCUCGCCACCAUGCCCCCGCCCGCCUUCCAGCGCGUCUCCCCCACCAGCGUGCUCGGCGCCUCCCCGCUCCUGUCCACUUCCCCUCCCGCGGCUCCCGCGGCGCCGGGGAAGAGGAAGCACUGGACCCCGCAGUGCAGGGGGAGGACGGCGGUCAGGCAGAGGGAGAAGCGCAUCGUGGAGCUGCUCACGCUCCCGUCCGUCGAGGAUUUGUCGUCCUCCGAGGAGGGCCAAGGGGGAGGCGCCGUCGCCUCCGCCAUUGCUUGAUCUGUACCAGUUUCGUAUUUAGACCAAGCAGCCAACAACUGCUAGUACAAGUUGAUUUGGCCGUCCUUUGUGCUUUGGUGGUGAUCGGAUAGUCUGUGUUAAUUAAUUAUGAAAACCAUGUCGUCUGGCUGUUUAGUUAAUUAAUGCUAAUUUAAGUCUGCAUUU
Messenger RNA from Lolium perenne, 1002 nucleotides. RefSeq lists its product as uncharacterized. Lineage: Eukaryota; Viridiplantae; Streptophyta; Magnoliopsida; Poales; Poaceae. The record is from RefSeq and is a predicted model, not a curated record.